Marmota flaviventris (yellow-bellied marmot) is the source of this 705-nucleotide messenger RNA. Lineage: Eukaryota; Metazoa; Chordata; Mammalia; Rodentia; Sciuridae. The record is from RefSeq and is a predicted model, not a curated record.
AUGGAGCUGGGAGGGGCCUUCACCAUUUUUCUGGCACUCUGCUUGUCUUGCCUUCUUGUCCUCAUUGCUUGGAAACGAAUCAACAAGAGGGGAAAGCUCCCCCCAGGUCCAACACCAAUUACUUUCCUGGAGAACCUGCUUCAAAUCAGCCCUAAUGCCCCUUUUCAGUGUCUCAUGAAGCUCCGGAAGAAGUAUGGCCCCAUGUUCACUGUGUACCUGGGCCCGCGGCCAGUAGUUAUUUUGUGUGGACAUGAACUGGUGAAGGAGGCUCUGGUAGACCGAGCAGAUGAGUUCAGUGGCCGUGGAGAAAUGGCUACAUUAGACAAAAACUUCCAAGGUCAUGUUCUUACAUUCAAUGAAUUACUCUAUGAGAUGUACUCAGGAAUCAUGCAAUAUUUGCCAGGAAGACACAAACACCUGGCUGCAGCCCCUACUCCCUGGGAGAACGCUGCAGGCAUCUGGUACUGGGGUGAGGCUGCAGAGAGCUGGCUUCACCUCGGCCCCUCCCUCCUCUCCUCUUCAGGAAAGCGGUACUGUUUUGGAGAAGGCCUGGCUAGAAUGGAGCUCUUUCUCUUCCUCACCACCAUCUUGCAGAACUUCUGCCUCAAGUCCCCACAGGCGCCCCAGGACAUAGACGUGUCUCCUAAACACGUGGGUUUUGCCACCAUCCCGAGGACCUACACCAUGAGCUUCCUGGCCCGCUGA